GUCGCAGCGCGCGCGCUGUUAGAUCUGUUAGGCGGGCUGGUGCUGAGCGGUCGGGCACAGUUGAACUCAUCGGGCAGUGACGGCGGCUACCCGAACAAGGGUGCGACCCUUGCUCCGUUUCUCUGUCCUUACGGGGAAUAAAUCUCUCUUGAAACAGAUGUUCAAGAUCCCUGCGUCUUCCUGCAGUGGAUACUGAGCCCGGCACCUGCGGAUUCCUCGGUUGGCAGUUUUGCCAGGUGUUUGUCACAUUGGAAAAUGGCUAAUGGACAGGACCGGGUAGUUGCUCUUGUGGAUAUGGACUGUUUUUUUGUUCAAGUGGAACAGCGACAAAAUCCCCAUUUGAGGAAUAAACCUUGUGCAGUUGUACAGUACAAAUCAUGGAAGGGUGGUGGAAUAAUUGCAGUGAGUUAUGAAGCUCGUGCAUUUGGGGUCACUAGAAGUAUGUGGGCAGAUGAUGCUAAGAAGUUAUGCCCAGAUCUUCUACUGGUACAAGUUCGUGAGACCCGUGGGAAAGCUAACCUCACCAAGUACCGGGAGGCCAGUGUGGAAGUGAUGGGUAUAAUGUCUCGUUUUGCUGUGAUUGAACGUGCCAGCAUUGAUGAGGCUUAUGUAGACCUGACUGGUGCUGUACAAGAGAGACUACAAGAGCUGCAAGGUCAGCCUAUCUCAGCAGACCUGUUGCCAAGAACCUACAUUGAAGGGUUGCCCCACAGCCUUAAAGCAGCAGAAGGGACUAUUCAGAAAGAGGAGAUGAGAAAACAAGGCUUAUUUCAAUGGCUUGAUUCUCUUCAGAUUGACAACACCACCUCUCCAGACCUGCAGCUCACUGUGGGAGCAGUGAUUGUGGAGGAAAUGAGAGCAGCUAUAGAGAGAGAGGCUGGUUUUCAGUGUUCAGCUGGAAUUUCACACAAUAAGGUCCUGGCAAAACUGGCCUGUGGACUAAACAAGCCCAACCGCCAGACCCUGGUCUCACAUGGGUCAGUCCCGCAGCUCUUCAGCCAGAUGCCUAUUAGCAAAAUUCACCAUCUUGGAGGAAAGCUAGGGGCCUCUGUAAUUGAAAUCCUAGGGGUCAAAUACAUGGGUGAACUGAUCCAGUUCACUGAGUCCCAGCUCCAGAGUCAUUUUGGGGAGAAGAAUGGAUCUUGGCUGUAUGCUAUGUGCCGUGGGAUUGAACAUGAUCCAGUUAAACCCAGACAAGUACCCCAAACCAUUGGCUGCAGCAAGAACUUCCCAGGAAAAACGGCUCUGACUACUCAGGAACAGGUACAAUGGUGGCUUUUGCAGUUAGCCCAGGAACUACAGGAGAGACUAACCAAGGACCGAAAUGAUAAUGACAGGGUGGCCACCCAGCUGGCAGUGACAGUUCGCAAACAAGGAGACAAACAUAUCAAAAGCUGGCACCGUCGUUGUGCUCUUACCUGCUAUGAUGCUCACAAGAUGAGCCGUGAUGCAUUUGCUGUCAUCAGGAACUCUAAUACAUCAGGAACCCAUACUGACUGGUCCCCUCCUGUCAUAAUGCUUUUCCUCUGUGCUACCAAAUUCUCUGCCAGUGCCCCUCCAUCUUGCACAGACAUCACCAUCUUCUUGAACAAUGACUCAAGUUCUUUGCCUAAGUUGUCAAUUACCCAUUCAGAAGCUAAGAACCAGGGAAGUGGCCCAGCGGUGACAGCCACUAAGAAAGCAACCACUUCUCUGCAAUCAUUAUUCCAAAAAGCUGCAGAAAAGCAGAAAGUCAGAGAAGCUUCACUUUCAUCUUUUACUGCUACUACCCAGGCCUCCAUGAGCAAUUCACCAUCCAAGCCCUCAUUGCCUUUCCAAAGCAGCCGUACUACAGGAACCGAGCCCUUCUUUAAGCAGAAAAGUCUGCUUCUGAAGCAGAAACAGUUUAAUAAUCCUUCAGUUUUCUUCCCUCCACAAAACCCAUGUUCCAGCCCUAAAGAGUUACCAAACUGUUUCCCAACAGAAUAUCCAGACUGCAUCCCUGUCUGUGAAGAAGCAUUGAGGCCAGUAUCCUCUAAAGCCACUCCUGCAGAGAUGGAUUUGGCCCCCACUAACCUAAGCACACUUGCUUCUUUAACUUCCAAGUCUGCUUUGGAGGUGGCUCAGCAGGCACCUACUACCCCCAGUCUUCUGGCAGCUGAGGAUCAAGUGCCCUGUGAAAAGUGUGGCUCUCUGGUACCUGUAUGGGAUAUGCCAGAACACAUGGACUAUCAUUUUGCAUUGGAGUUGCAGAAAUCCUUUUUGCAGACACCCUCUUCAAACCCUCAGGUUGUUCCUGCCAGUUCUCCUCAAAGCAAAAGAAAUCCCAAGAGUCCUUCAGCCUCCAAUAGUAAGCGCCUUCGCCCUGAGGGCAUGCAGACAUUGGACUCAUUUUUUAAGCCAUUAGCACACUAGUGCUGCCCUCAGGCUUGCUGUAGGGUUUUCAUAUUUUAUCUGUAAUCUGGGCGAUGGAAAUAUGUUCACUUCUCAAGGAAAUUCAUAACUCUAUGAACUGUUAAGAAAAAUUUGUUAUCUUUUAAGAAAAACGAUCCCGUUGGAUGCUGAGUUAAGGCUCCCAUCUCUUUACAGGCAUGGAUUCUAAUCCCAUUGCUGACAGGGAUGUAAAAAUUCAUCUUCCAGAAUUACAACUGCUCUGGACUUUUGUUAGUUUAGGGAGGCAGUGUUGCAGUAAACAAUGCGUGGGCCUCUCAGCUUAGGAGAUCUGGUUCCAAACCUGAUUCUGCCUCUUGGAGCACGGCCUUGAGCAAGUCACGUUCCUUGUGUUUCCUCAUCUGUGAAGUUGAUAUAAUACUUCACAGAUGAUCAGAGAUUAAGAACCAUGUAUUUAAAGUAUGUAGCUUAAAGCUGGCACAGAAGAGGAACUGAGUAAAAAAAGCUUUAAAAAAAAAAUUCCCCCAGCUCUGUGAUGGGGGCAGUCCAGAUAAUGCCUUGAGGUUGAGAAUGUGAGCAGCCUUGGAACCCUGAAGUGAUAACUACUUUAGGGUAGAGCUUUGCACCAGAAGCCACUCAAUAAAUAACUAAAUUCCUUAUAAAUUAACCCUAUUUCAGCCACUGGCCUUUCUACCUCUUGCAUUUUGUUCUAAUGUAGAAUGAGAUUGUUACUAGACCAGUUCAGGAACUCUGUUUAGAUUGGAGAAGUUGUGAUGAGAGCUAGAUUGUCUCUAGAACCUUGCUACUCUGAGUGUGACUGUAGAGCAGCAGCCUCAGCAUCAUCAGCUGCAACCAGACCCCCAUGCCUGCCGAACCAGCAUCUAUCUGUACAUUAACAGGAUUCCCCGGGUUGUGUAUCUUUGGUAGUUCCCAAAUUACCAAUCUGAAAGAUACCAAUGGCUGGCAUUUGCCUUAAACCCUAAGUUACAAAUUUAAGAGGUAAGUGCUUGGGCCUUCAGGGUCACUGGCAUCUUCAUUUCUUCCCUACUGAAGUGUAACUAUGUAGCUUAGGGUUUUAAAUUAUUGUAGCUUUUUGCACUUGUCCAUGUUUGUAGCACUGUAUUCUUAAAUCACCGUUCUUGUGUGUGGAAAGUAACCUUUUCUGCUUUUACGACAUGGGAAACCUCAAGUUACACAGAGAACCCAAGUGGAGAUGAACUGAGCUAGGUGCGGAUGGGGUGAAGUGGGUACGGAGAAUGGUGUACAUAUGCCUCCUCCCAUACAUAUAUGCAAAGCAAUCACUUUUUAAGCUUAUUUAUGAAUUGGAGGUCUAUUUAGUUUGAAGGAGGGAACAUUUGACAACCAUGGGUCUAAUAGGAAAUUAGUUCUUCCAAAAUAUUUUCUACUUCUGUGGCAGUUUUAAUAAAAGAUUUAUUUACUGUAUGCAUGGCCCUUUCUCUACUAGAUUUAGUUUCUUGAAGGCAAGAAUUCUUCACAGUGCCUUGUACAUAAUAGAUGCUUGAUGGUCAUUGGACGAAACAUAGUGAGAAAUUUUAGAUGAUUACUAGAAUUGGAACAAUAAAAAUGUAUCUACUAAUGGGUGUUGUGGGAAGG
Manis pentadactyla (Chinese pangolin) is the source of this 3984-nucleotide messenger RNA. It is a transcript of the gene POLH, whose product is annotated as DNA polymerase eta. Gene Ontology annotation, cellular component: nucleus; replication fork; site of double-strand break. Gene Ontology annotation, molecular function: DNA-directed DNA polymerase activity; damaged DNA binding. Gene Ontology annotation, biological process: error-prone translesion synthesis; response to radiation. NCBI's taxonomy places the organism in Eukaryota, Metazoa, Chordata, Mammalia, Pholidota, Manidae. The coding region runs from base 256 to 2394 and encodes 712 amino acids. The transcript has 11 exons. The record is from RefSeq and is a predicted model, not a curated record.